UUAAAACAAUCUCACCGCUCAAUAUGAUAUCUAGUGCUACCAUUGUUUUGAUACCAGGUGGUUGGGUAACUAUGUGUUUCGAUAAUCUACGACCAUUCCUUUAAACUCACUGAGCUUUGUUUUUUCCACUACUAGGUAUUGAAUAAAGAUGGUCACCUACUCUCAUUACAAUUCAAUGAUUAUGGACAGAGUCUCAACGAAUGGCUUGACAGCUAUGUAGAAUUUUUUCGGUUUCAGCAUUUUCGCAUCCAUAGCACAAAUAUGCCUGUUUCCGUCCUUAAUAAAAACCUCUAAAACUAAUCAGCCAGUCUUAACAGCAGUUGUUUCCAAAAAUAGAGACAUGGUUUAGUUGUGAUAAAGAUAGAUUCAACCCAUUUGGCAGGUAUGACUUCAUGCAUCUGGAACUGAGCCCUGUUAUAUACAUUUAUGGUAGCUGUACUUUACGCACCGACUGAAUGUUUGGGAAAAAAUUUAGAUAUUUCCUUUCCAUGGAAUCAUACAAGGGUGAAAUCAUAACUCUCCAAGCGGGUCCUUUAGCUAACCGAGUCUGCGCUCAUUAUUGGAACUUGCAAGAAUAUGGAUUUUUCAAUAAGUCAAGAACUAACGAAUGUGAGUUCCCUUUCACGUAUAAAGUUCUGUUUGAUGAUAGUACACGCGAACCAAAACCACAUGCGUUAGCCAUUGACAUACGCGAUGUUGUCGAUUUCGGAAGUGAACUUGAUCCUGAUUUAAUCCCAACUCCACUCGACAUUCCUUCUUGGGACAGUCAAGUGGAUAAAGUUGUGCGUUGCCCAUCUACAUCGACCAAAAAUAAACAUCAUUAUAAUUGGACCAACUGUUUGUCUCCUCUUGCUCGACGAAUAUGGUCCCGUAAUGAUACUGUUCUAAAACUGCCGUUAUCAUUACAACCUAUUCCUGACGAGUCUUCUGUUAAUGGAAUUCAUCAAUCUGAUGCUGUCUGUAGCCUUUCUACAUUUACUGAGGGACAAAAUGUAUUUCGUUCUGGAAGCAAGGUAGCCGACGAAUGUGAUGAUCGUAUCCGUCGUAUUUCAGAGCGUUGUGCAUUUCCAAACAGCUUCCAACUGGUUGUAGAUGCUGAAGAUGGCUUCACUGGUAUUGGAUCUCAGCUUUUAGAAAAUAUCAGCGAAGAAUUCCCAAAGGCGUUCAUUUUUUCGGUUCCUGUUUAUAACUCAUCAGUUGUAUCACGUAUGGAUGCGCGUCUGAAGAAGUUAACCGUAGUAAAUCAGUUGUGCUUACUAAAUAUAUUGGAAUAUGGGGAUCUUCUAAGUCAUGCAUGUUGGUUACCUAUAGAUGCAUCACAGUUGUAUGACCAUCUUCAUCCCUGUAAAAAAAUGAGUGUCUUAGCUUCUGUUAUUGAUACAGUUACAACCCCUUCCAAGUUGGCGAUUGAAUAUGGUGGUAUGAGUUUAGAUAACUUCUUGUCUGUGACAUGUUUUGCACAAGGUAGAAAGAUGCUCACUGUACAAACUGGAGUUAAUUGUAAUGGAAUGGUAGAUAAUCAUUUAUCAUGGUAUAAUCUUAAUCCUUAUUACAAUCAAGGAAAAGUAAUAGCUGGUAAAAAUGUACCUUCUGAAGCUGUACUAUGUCGUCAGUUAAUGUCUCGAGGAAUUAAACAGUCUACUCUCUUGAAUGAUAUACGGAAUGUGUUCAGUCAAACAGUUGAUUCACAUAAAACUGUUAACAAUUCUUCAAUUGGCAUAGAUAUUCCAUAUUUAUGCUCAUUAGAAUCAAUUCAUUCAGUUUAUUCAUUGCCUAACUAUCCAUUACAAACUGGUAUUACUAAACAAACUAUGUUAUCAUCAUCUUCAAUGCAUUGUCAACAAUAUACAAAUACACAUAUGUCAUGUGUUGUUGAUAUUCCAAAUACAAAUUCAUAUGAAGCAAAAAUGUUAGAAAAACUUGUAAAUUCUUUAUUAUUGCAUAAAUCUCAUCCAUUAGAUAGUUAUAUGGAAUUAGAGAUAUGGAAUGAUUUUUUAGAGUCUAUUCAAACACGUUUAGUUGAUUCAUAUUUGAAACAGUGAAAUCAACUUCUAUGAUAAUUGUAAAAAGGAAAUUAUAUUUUUUAAAGACUUUUAGGUUUCUGCAUUUAAUUCCUUUUGUAUAUUAUUUUCUCUGUAUUACUUAGCUUUGAUUUGUAUGUUAACACUUAAAAAUCAGUGUUACAUUCUGUUCUGUUGAGUAUUGAUUUGUUAUAAAUAGUAUUCGAGUCCUGCUGUAUUUAUUGUAAAGCAUCUCACUUUCUAGCGAUCGUCAAUUUUUAGGUGUUUCUUUGUCAUUGAUUCAAUGAACUGUGUUGGUGGUUUUCGCAUCCUUUAUAUUUUCAUGGCGUGGUAACUAGUAUCUGUUUUUCAGUAUGACUAAUCAUGUAUUAAAUUUCGUAACAUAACUUUCACUAUUCUGUCAACAGAACUGGAAAAAAGUAAUUAUUUGCGCAUAAUAGUCAUCUUUUAUUAUUAUCGGCCAAAGAAGAAUCCAAGAUCGAGAAUUACGAGUUAACUGUUUUGUUAUACUUUUGAGCGAUUUGUGUACGGGUUCUAAGUCAGCUACGAAAUCAAAUUCAUUCAUUUAUUGUGUUGGUAUUCAGGUGUCUAAAUUCCAACUAUUUGCGGAUAUUAUUUGACCAUAAUAUAAUGCUACCAAUAAACAUACAUUCUCUGACUAAGAAGAAACAGUUUGUGGUAAGAGUAUAAUAUAAAGCGGAUGAGUUUUCUAAAUAAAUACACCGUCUGUUUAAUAACGGUUAUCAUGGCAAUUAAUAUACGAAACCUAAGAAAUUGUCUCAAAGCUAGUCCACUACAAUCCCGUAGAUGUCUAUGGUGACCGUAAUUCACUGACAGUCAUGCUAUAGAAAACCGGUCAUAUCACUACGUUAUGAAGAACUGGUUGGGAAAACUAUUUCAGUGCCUAUAAUGUCGGCGUCCCUUUUACAUACAGAAGGACUUGAAAGUUAUUGCAUUAAGUUUACUGAGUAUAGUUGAUCAUACUUAGGUCUGCAACAUGGAAGAUCGGCUUAUAAGAUUGUGACUCUUUAUCGACUGUGCUACGUUGGUAUAUGCUCGUUUCAGAUGCUAGGUGACAUGCCUCGGAAUCGGCCACAAUCACACAGAUGCAUUUACUCUUUAUCUCACUGUUGGUCCUGAUUCCCAAAAUUAUUAUAUACUUUUUAUUUUGCGAACACAUUUUUCUCGAAUCAUAUUCUUUAUCAGUAUUUUUUUGCUACCAUCGAUACUUCCAUUAGUUUGAUGUUCAUCGUGAUAAUUUCAUGUAACUGUGUUGUUGCAUUGUAGGAAUUUGAAUUUAUUCGCACACUUAAUUGUUUCUAGUUUAUUUGCGACUGACAGAUGCACAUAACGAUCAUCUAAAUCUGCAGCUCUUUCAGAUUUUGGUUACAUGAAGAUUUAUAAAUUUUAAAUGCCUCAAUGUAACUAACCGAAAUAUCACAAAAGUUAUUCAAAAAAGUAACUAAAUAGAUGAUGAGCAACUUUUUGUUUCAAUAGAUAAACUAGCUUUUGUACAACCGGAUGUUUUCUGUUAAUCAUUGGCAAGUUUUAUGCAUACUUCAUCAUUGGAUUUGGCUGUUUCAUUGAAAGCAGUUGAUUUAUAUUGUUAUGAUAAUAAAUGUAUGAACAAAUUAUUGAUAUUAUCUGUGAUUCCAUAGAGAUGUACACAAUUCUUCUUUUAAUUAGUAAUGCAUUGGUGAUAGAUUUUGAGAGAAGGUAUUAAAAAUAGCGUGAAUAGUUAUUUCAUAAUUAUAAUGGCAAUAGUCAUAGCUUUUCAAUAAUCAGCAGAUUUUAAUGUUGCGUGUAACUAUUAUCAAUUAUUUGCUGAAAUUCUUU
This is a messenger RNA of Schistosoma rodhaini, 3857 nucleotides long. Lineage: Eukaryota; Metazoa; Platyhelminthes; Trematoda; Strigeidida; Schistosomatidae. The record is from the annotation of a GenBank genome assembly.